Molecule: messenger RNA, 1298 nt
Organism: Rhodotorula graminis WP1
Lineage: Eukaryota; Fungi; Basidiomycota; Microbotryomycetes; Sporidiobolales; Sporidiobolaceae
Exons: 7
Coding region: 1-1140 (379 amino acids)
Biological process (GO): protein deubiquitination
Molecular function (GO): cysteine-type deubiquitinase activity
Source: RefSeq, a predicted model, not a curated record
AUGCAGCCGGCGCAGUACUCGGCGGCACACUCGCGGUUCCCGACCGGGCUCCUGAGCUUUGAGGAGGGCGUCAUCGGCAUCAGCGGCCUCAAGAACCUCGGCAACACGUGCUACAUGAACUCAACGAUCCAGUGCCUGAGCGCUGCCGUCCCUUUUGCCCGCUACUUCACCGGUGGCACCUACCGCAAGGAUAUCAACGUCUACAACCCGCUCGGGACCAAGGGCGCGCUCGCCAACGCCGUCGCCGAGCUCAUUCGCGCCCUGUGGGCGCAGCAGUACCACUUCCUGUCGCCCGUCACGUUCCGCGAGAACAUAUGCCGCGUCGCGCCCCAGUUCCGAGGGUCCGAGCAACACGACGCGCAAGAGUUCCUCGGUUUCCUCCUCGAUGGCCUGCACGAGGACUGCAACUACGUCGUCAAGAAGCCGCCGCCGGUCGAGAUGACGCCUGAGCGCGAGCACGACCUCGAGACGCUGCCGCCGCAGGUCAUGAGUGACCGCGAGUGGCAGAUCUACAAGAUGCGCAACGACUCGUUCAUCGUCCAGUGCUUCCAGGGCCAGUUCCGCAACCAGCUGCGGUGCCUGACGUGCCAGAAGACCUCGACGACGUAUAACACGUUCAUGCCGCUCUCAGUGCCUAUUCCUGGCGGUCGAGGCGUCGGCAGGGUGUCGCUCUUGGCCUGUCUCGAGCAGUUUGUCAAGGACGAGGUGCUCGACGGCGACGACGCCUGGCACUGUCCUCGCUGCAAGAAGAACCGUCGGGCCGUCAAGAAGCUGUCCUUGUCCAAGCUGCCGCCGAUCCUCGUCAUCCACCUCAAGCGCUUCUCGUUCCACGGCCCUUUCAGCGACAAGAUCGAGACGCAGGUGCAGUACCCGCUCGCCGGCCUCGACCUCACCCACUUCGUCCCGCCGCCCAUGAUGGACCAGUCGGGCGCCUCGUCGAGCCCGCCCAAGGGCUACAGCUACGACCUGUUCGGCGUCACGAACCACUACGGCAACCUCAGCAGCGGCCACUACACGGCCUUUGUCCGCAGCGGCCGAGACUGGUUCAACAUUGGCGACUCGAAGGUGACGCCCGCCGACCCAGCUCACGUCCAGUCGGCCAAGUCCGCCUAUAUCCUCUACUACACGCUCCGCACCUGAACAUACCCAUCCCCUGCCCACCUCGCCCAUACCGCUCUCCUUGGCCGUAUCAUUGCCGCCGUCGUCGUCGUCCACCGUCGUCUCUUUCUCUCUCUUCUGUCUCGCCGUGCCUCGUUGUCUCUCCCUCGCACUUAGUUCCUUGCAGCGACUCUUGACCU